AACUGACACCCAGAAGAAGGCGGGUGGUAACUGAGAGGGGCUGAAGAGAUGCUAUAGGAGGAGACGUAUAGCAGGAUAGAGCUAAAGCAGUGAAGGGGGCAGAGAGAGUGAAACUUAAGCUUUCUGGCCCUGAUUUUCCAUCCCUAAAGGCAUUCUGUGGUUUCUAAAAAAAGCCCUGUAUAUUUGAAGUAUCGCAUCACGUGACCAGGGCUGUAUUUAUGAAUCAAAGAGUUCAGUGCUUUCUGAGAGAAAGACAGAAAACGACAGAAAACACAAAGAGAGAGAGCAACUACAGGGGGACGCUUUACUGUACGCAAAACUACAACGGCUGUAAAGAAGACAUGCAUGGCAGAGAAAGUUUGAUUGAAAGAGGGAGGGCAAGAAUGCCAGAGAGCGAAUGAGGAGGUAGAGGGAGUGGUGGUGGAGGGGGGAGUGAAAGAGAAAAGGCGGAAUGCAACAGGCUUCUUUAUUCACACAGAGAGACACAUCUGACUUAUACAAGUCAACCGAGCUGCUCUCAUACGCUCAGUUCAAGCUUUCCCUCCAGACCUUCAAUCACUAUAUCAGGCAUCUGUUGGAUUACUGUGCGUCAAUUCUGGAUCACUUGCUGAGAUCACCUUCCAUUCAGAUCAGUGCUGUGCAAAUGUUUAUAAUGGAUUUACGAUUAUUGCACACAGCUUAGUAAGAGAAUUCCUUUUUAUAAAAAGUGUCAAAGUGAAAAGGUAGAGAAGUGGUAAUUUAACAUCUCAACGAAAGGACCAUAGGACAGUUUUGGAUUUUGGAGGACUGCCAUCAUCAAAAUGGCAACCAAUAGGGAGAGGCCUAUGAGUCAUAUGACAGGGUUCUACCCCUUUGCCUUCAGUUCAAUGCGAAACCACUCCCCCUUUGAUCUUCUGGCCAAUGGGAGCUUAUUUGGACGAUUUGGAGCGGACCUUCCCAAAGAGAUGGCAGCUCUGUCGGUGGAGACCCAGAGCACAAGCUCAGAGGAGAUGGUUCCCAGUUCUCCUUCUCCACCCCCCCCGUGUCCUCUGCUUCGUGUGAGGUGGCUAUAUGGUGUCAGCUCUUGUGAGGGGCUGCAAGGUGGGUUUUUCCGUCGCAGUGUGCAGAAGAACAUGGUGUACACCUGCCACAGAGACAAAAACUGCCAGAUCAAUAAGGUGACACGGAACCGCUGUCAGUACUGCCGGCUGCAGAAGUGCUUCGAGGUUGGCAUGUCUAAGGAAGGUAAAAAUCAGAGCACGGUCCGGAAUGACAGGAAUAAGAAAAAGAAGGACAUCAAAGAGGAGGUGGUUCUUCCAGAAAGCUACGAGCUGAGUGGAGAACUGGAAGAACUGGUCAAUAAAGUCAGCAAAGCACACAGGGAAACCUUCCCUUCGCUCUGUCAGCUCGGAAAAUACACGACUAAUUCCAGUGCGGAUCAUAGGGUUCAGCUGGAUCUUGGACUGUGGGAUAAGUUCAGUGAGCUCUCCACCAAGUGCAUUAUAAAGAUUGUGGAGUUUGCCAAACGUCUGCCAGGUUUCACUUCACUGACCAUUGCAGACCAGAUCACCUUACUGAAAUCUGCCUGCCUUGAUAUACUGAUGUUGCGGAUUUGUACUCGCUACACUCCAGAACAGGACACGAUGACCUUUUCGGAUGGUCUGACCCUCAACAGAACACAGAUGCACAACGCUGGUUUCGGCCCACUCACAGACCUGGUGUUUGCUUUCGCCGGGCAGCUCCUGCCCCUGGAGAUGGACGACACAGAGACAGGGCUCCUUAGCGCCAUCUGCCUCAUCUGCGGAGACCGCAUGGACCUGGAGGAACCUCAUCGGGUGGACCAGCUACAGGAGCCUCUUCUAGAGGCAUUAAAGAUCUACGCUCGCCGGCGACGCCCCAACAAGCCUCACAUGUUCCCACGAAUGUUGAUGAAGGUCACUGACCUCCGAGGCAUCAGCACUAAAGGAGCAGAGCGAGCCAUCACUCUAAAGAUGGAGAUCCCAGGCCCCAUGCCUCCUCUGAUCAGAGAGAUGCUGGAGAAUCCUGAGGCCUUUGAGGAGAGCUCUGACUCUAAAGACACCGGUGCUUCUGCCCCCCUGCCACCUCCAGCCAUCCAGGCCAUCAAACGUGAGAGGGAUGAGGAAUCUGCUCUGGAGGAUGAAGAGGAUGAGGACGAUGAGUGUGCAGAGGAGGGACGGGACCGAGCAGGGGACAGCGAGGAUGAGGAAUGGGGACUCCUGCAAGUGGACAUGGGUGGAGCUAGGAAGAGUGCGACUGGAAGAGCACAGUGACUGCCGGAGGACAGUAUGUAUGUGGGUCUGAUACAUACUGUACAGAUAACAGAGGACAACAUUUGUAUUCCAGACACCUGAUCAGUUGAUACAAACAAAAUCAUUCAGUCAAGCAAUUUCCAAUAAUGACUCAAAAAAUAAAAAAUAAAAUAAUGAUAAAAAUAAGCUUCAUGUGACAAAAAACAUGCACAACUUUGCACAUCUGGAUUCCCUCAACUUUUCAAAAGCAGUAACAAUGAACCGUAAAAAGAGAAAACCUUAAGAACAAGCCAACACGGUUACUUCAGACAGUGUUUCUCUAACUAAAAAGAGAGAAAUGAAAAAGAUUGCAAGACCAGAGAAAGAUACGCCAUGGUGCCAUAUCUGGAAGUUACUUGUUGUAUGCAUAUUUUGUACUUCAUUUGGAGAUGCCAAAUAUUUCAGAAUGCAUCCCAAAGCCUUGUUCUGUAAGGGAAACAUUUUUAAUGAAUGCAUGUGGAUACAUAAUCAGAACUGAUCAAUGGAAAAGAUAAAAAGAACUGCAAACAGUCACAUACAGUAAAUAAGCAAUUCAAAACAAUGGUCCAAAAACAUACAUUUACUACAUAAUGUAACUUUGUACUCUUGAUGUUUCAUUGUCUCAGUUAUAUUUUAUUGUGAAUAUUUUCAGCAACUCUGUGCUUCUUUCUAUGUGUUAUUAUGUGUUAUUGAUGACAUGCCUCUUUACGAAACACUUCAAAUUCCCAGCCCUUCAGCCAUACAACUCUACAUCUAAAUUUGACACUUACACCAACUUUAGGUUUUGGGCAUUAGAAGUUUAUACAAAGAAAUUUAAAGAUUGAAAAAAAGACUACAUCACAUUAUUACAUAUCAAACCUUUCACUCAGGGCAAAUCAAGGACCAAAGGUGAUCUACAUGUCACAGAACAUGCAUGCACUAUACAUAUAUUUUAUCUUCAGCUAUUCUAUAUAAUUAAGCAAAAAGUAACAUUGAAAGCUAAAAUGUAUCAUUUUUCUCUGGGAUUUAGAAGAGUUGUGUGAUUAGGUAUUAAAAGCAAUAACACACUGAUACGUUAGAUAAAAAAGGAAGAAGAAGAAGAACUCUAGAGUGUCAAACAUAAGCCGAGCAUCUCAGCAAAUAUGAGCAGUGGUGUGCACAAACUGUUUCCUUUCAGUCUCGUAAUAACUGACUAUAAAUACAUUAGUUUCUUUGCAGGUGUGAAAGAAAAAUGUUACAAUUAUUGAGCUGUAUAAUAAAAGAGUUUCACAGCUCCAGCAGAUUGGAGAGGCUUCAGAAAGUGACUGAAUUGCUUUGAUAGAUGUUCAUCAAACUAUAUAUAUAAAAAAAAAAAAAAAAAAAAAAAAAAAAUCGAAUUUUGAUUAAAUCAGACAGAAUUACCGGCUUCAUAAGAGUGAUAAAAUAAGAGUGGUCGCUUUGUACAAUUCAUAUCAUAAAUAAUGGAAGAGUUGUCUAAUUCAACCAAAGAUUUUUUUUUAACCCUAACAUUAACCAUAACCAAUAAGCCAUUUUUUUUUAAACUCCAUAACAGCAUUGUUUGACGUGUGUUGGAUCACCAUGUAUUUAUACAUAUGGUAAUCAUUCAGAAUAACACCUGCAUGUUAAUACCAUGGUAUUGAAUGAUUACCAUAUUCAUAUACCAUGUUGUUUACAUUUUAAUACAAAUGUGCUUCAAAACUUCAAAGAGUACUAUGGUAUUAAUAACAUGCUAUUACUAUGUUAACAAUUAUUUGUAGGUGAGAAUUAUCAUAGAGUAGGAUGUUUUUGAUUAAAAAGCACCCUACAAAAUUAGUUCUAUAGUGAGUUCUGUAGUCUAUAGCAUUUUUUCAGUAUCCUUUUUGUCCUUCCGCCCUGCUAAGGUCUGUGCACGCCACUGAUGACAACGUUAUACCUCCUCACAUGACAGAACAGUGUUACCAAAACAACUCAAAAGCUUCUGAUUAUGUUCUGAUAUAUAGAAGCAGCACAGCAAGAUAUCUGGGAUAGAGCCAUAUGUUUUAAGGUUGUAAGCUGCGUGCAUGCAUACUUGUAUACUAUUUGCUUAAAACUGUAAAGAUAUCUCUUUUUUUACUUUUAUCUUUCUAUUUUUGUGUUACUGCAAACCAUUUUAUUUUAAUACAUCAAGAGGACAUCUCAGACUUUUUGACUUGUUUUGAAAUGUUUUCUCUUAAAAUAAUUUCAAACAUAAACACAUCAUAGGCCAUACAUGUUCUUUUAUUUAUUGCUUAUUUAUCCUCGUCUUGUUACAUUUUUUUCUGUCUGUAGUCAGUGAUGCAUGUUAUGAACUGGGUUUUUGACCGCUCCCAUAAUUCCUUGUCUAUCUCUUAUUGAUAUCCUCUCACAGUGUGGAGGAGUUUGUCUGUAUGUAUCGCCAUUUUAAUAAUCAACCAAAACGUAGAUGUGCUUAGACAACAAAAUGAGAUCAUUUCCAUUGAUCUCAGAACAAAAUGAAUGCAUGAUUACCACAGAGUAUGCUGGAUAAAUCUGCAGUGAUCAUAAUGUCUAGCAGCUUCAUGUAAAUGCACUGAUCCGGAUAUGUGACAGGGUAAAUAUGGCCUGCAGCAGCAGCAGCAGUAAACGGUGCUACUCAACAGAAUUGAUCUCUUCUCAGACCAAAGACAAAUUUGCAGUUUUUGUUUUGGCAUGUACAUGCAUCCACAUAUGUGUGUAUGUUAUUCCCAAGAGAAAAUAGCCACGUCUCUGGAAAUAUGAUAAAAGUCCCUAUAAAUGCAUUAACCCUUCCAAGUCAGUUUAGCAUUGAUAAAUGUAUUAAUGUAGCGGUCCAUGGCAAAGUGUAAUUUAAGAAGGCCACGGGAUAUUAAUGUUUUUGCGAAUUAUCAGAGCACAUGUUUUUUGGCAUACUUUCUUUCCCCUCCAGACUCAGUGUCUGUUUCGUAAAUUAAAAAUGAGAUAUUGGAUUUAAUUCAAGACUUUGCUUUUUAUUUUAUUUUUUUUAUUUCUUAAAUAGUGUUUAUCUUUUGUGCUUGUAUUUUGCCAUUUAGUGCAGUAGAGGUCAAUUUUUUCCUUGGUGGUUUGGAAUAUGUGUAUAUUCCUUUUUUUUUUUUUUUUUUUGCAUUAUUUGUUGCUAAAUUUGUCAUUUUAUUUGUGACUUGGUCUCUUCUGGGUUUUAAAACAUAGGAAACAUGGUUAAGGUUUAGAACUGCUAAGAAGAAUACACAGACAAGUUUGUGUUUUAAUGCAUAUUUUUAAUUUUACAAAAUUAUUUGUAUUGAUCUUUGUUCAUUUGUAUUUUCUUCUUUUUGUUCUAAUUACUAAAAGUCGUUAACUAUGGUUUCACAAACUAUGUUCUUUCUUGUAAAAAGGAUAUCUGUUUUUAUUAUUAUUAUUAUUAGCAACAUGUUUUAAAUAUAAUAGCAUUUAAUGUUUGUUUGUAUAUUUUCCGCCAUGUCCCAUCUCCCAUCUCCCCAUUCUAAUUUAGCAUUUUCUUGUUUUUAGCAUUUGUCUCGGUUAUGUGCCUUGCAAAAAAUGUUCCAAAUGCCUUGCACAACUUAUGGAAAUUGUUACAAGAAUCUUACUGUACAUGCAAGUUAAAGUCCUUAAGUAUUAAUGACUUUAAAUGAUGUCCACAUAAUGUCUGGCUACAUUCUUUUUUAAAAUACUUUGUUUUCCAAAUGUUUUGAUUUUAUAAAGAAAUUUCUCAUCAAAUUCUGUGCAGUCAUACUUUCCUCUUCAACUAGGAGAGGUAACUUUUUGUGUUUUCUUAUAAAGCAUUUAUCUUAACUGGGAGUGUUUCAUAGAUCCAGAUUCUGUUUCAUCCUGCUGUAUUAUCUCAUGCUGUGCCAUUGCAGACUUUUUUAACAAAUUUGCCCCCUGGUGAGUAAAAUUGUUCAAUAAAUGAUGAAAUGAGAAAUGAUCAUAAGAUCAAUUUUAGGAUGGUUUCUGUACAUCAUUUUAUAAAUGAGGCACCUGGCCUUUACCCAGGGAGUUGUACUUCUAAAAUAAAAUGCUUAGCUUUUCAACAAUAAGAACCAUUCUGCUCAAUAACAAGUUGCUAAAUGUUUAUUGGAUAAAACCAGAUGGAUUUUAUGCUUGAUUGCUUUCCACAUUUAGUCUUAGUGACCAACGAAAUCUCCAAUGCAGUGCAGUGUAUGAAAACUGUGAGAAGAUAAAGCUCAAAUUACUACAAGACAACUCAAUAUUGUUACGAUCCACCUUCAUGUUAAAGGUAUUUAACGCUUCUGGAUCUCAUUACUAAAAUGUUAUCUUUACUAUAUGAAAUUAUAUUUACAUAUUAUAUUAUUUAAUAAUAGAAAAUAUUUGUGAGUCGCAGGUUCCACAAUUUAUUAAUGGGCCAAAAGGAUACAGUGAGAUUUUAGAGCAAAAACAUACAGUAGGCAGUUAGUACUGUACGCAUCUCUCAUUGAAUGCUUCUGUUGAAAAUAACUAGACUCAACACGGAAGAUACAGUAUGCAUCAAUUGUUUUAGACUCCUUGGCACCACACCAGAAAUGCUUUUGGUUAGGAGGGUCAUUCUUUAUAAUAAAUAGAGAACAAAAAUACAGGCAAAAAGAAUAAGACUAAAUAAAUGACUGCUAUGAUUAAUGUUCUUUGAACAAGAUCGAUAAUGUGCUUCACAUUAUUAUUUGAAUUUGUUUUUUUUGUUUUUUUAACAAGCUAUAGCCUUUACUGGCCUCAUUUAUCUGACCACCUCAAGGGCUGUUUCUAUAGUAACUUGUUUUAUGUGCCUCUGUCUUCAUGUAUAUUUGAAAUGCUAGAAAUAAGGCUACUGUAAUACAGUAAUGUAAAACAGUGAGGACAUGCAAGAAAGGGGAAGUCUUUCACUGGGAAGUCGUGGCCUAGUGGUUAGAGAGUUUGACUCCUAACCCUAGGGUUGUGGGUUCGAGUCUC
This is a messenger RNA of Cyprinus carpio (common carp), 7136 nucleotides long. It is a transcript of the gene rargb, whose product is annotated as retinoic acid receptor, gamma b. The record is from RefSeq and is a predicted model, not a curated record. The coding region runs from base 801 to 2270 and encodes 489 amino acids. Gene Ontology annotation, biological process: retinoic acid receptor signaling pathway; regulation of transcription by RNA polymerase II; cellular response to corticotropin-releasing hormone stimulus. The transcript is spliced from 9 exons. NCBI's taxonomy places the organism in Eukaryota, Metazoa, Chordata, Actinopteri, Cypriniformes, Cyprinidae. Gene Ontology annotation, molecular function: zinc ion binding; RNA polymerase II cis-regulatory region sequence-specific DNA binding; nuclear glucocorticoid receptor binding. Gene Ontology annotation, cellular component: transcription regulator complex; nucleus.